AGCAGCGCGGUGCCGGUGGGGCCGGCGGCUCCGGGAGCGCUGCGGGGCAGGCGGCGAGGAGCCUCCCCCGCGCCCGCCGGGGCCGCGCCGCUCCGCGCCCGCUCAGCGCCGCGGAACCGCCGCCCGUGACAUCCCCCGACACGCACCGGCCCGGGGGGCGCCGGCCCCGCCGCUCCCCUUCCUCCUCCUCCUCCUGCUCCUCCUCGGCGAGCGGCUCUCCGCAGGGGUGUCCGACCUUCCUCCUCCUCCUCCCGCUGCUGCUCCCGGGCGCGCCGGCGGUGGCUCAGCCGGCGGGGCUCAUGGGCGGGCGGCGGGGCUGCCCCGCACACGCGUGGGCCCCGCAGGGCGUCACAGCAUCCCGGGGAGCAGCGCCGAGCCCCGGCCGCGCCGCCGAGCCCCGGCUCCCUGCGCUGCGGGGGCGAGCGGCGGCGCGGGGCGGGGGGGGGGGGGGGGGGAGGCUCCUUCUCUUUCGCUGGGUGGUUUGGUUUUGGUUGGUUCUGUUUUUUGGGUUUUUUUUUCUCCCCUUCGUCUCUUUUGCUUUUAGCUGCCCGGGGAGGUGAGCGGAGCAGGAUCGGUGCCUCCACCUCCCGGCUGCCGCAGGCUUCCUCUCCCGCAAUACAUUCGCGCACCCGGGGACGGCGCCGGCCGCGGGUCUCAGCCUCGCCGGUGGAGCGGGGGGUUGCGGGGGGGCUCCCGCUCCGCUCGCCGCCGCAGCAUCAGGGAGGCAACGGGGUCAAACUUUGCAGGAACUCGCUCGCAGCCCCUCGGUGCCCCCGGGCGUGCCCGAACGAUGCCGCCCCGGCUGCCCGGGCAGGGUCCGCCGCAUCCCCUUGGCUCCGCCGGCCCCAGCGGCACCGGCUGCGGGUCCGGGGCCCCCCCGCGCCCCCCGCCGCCCUGUCCGCCCUCCUUCGCCCAGUGCCAUCCCUCCCCCUGUAUUUCGCUUUUAAACUGCAGCUGUUGAAGGCUAAACCUCCUUUGCAAAAAAAAAAAAAAGGAGCAUUUCCUCCCACAUGUCCGUGAAUUGUGGAUUAAGAUUUUCCUCUGCUGGCUGAAGAUUUGCAGAUGGUUUUGGGAGCACCACUGCUGGCUGGUCCUGCUGGCCAUCUGAGGAUCUGAACACCAGGUGAGGUGCAUGCAUCCAGCUUUUCAUGGAAUAUGGCUCUCCUUUUUUGGUAAUAACUGGUGGGCAUUGAAUGUUGGGUGAGAGUGUCCUCUGUCGCUUGUUUCUAAAGAGGAAACUUGGGGAACAGAGGGGUAAAAAUUGCUUUGCUGGUGCUGCUUGUGGUGCAGUACAGCAGGACAGACAUGAGUAAAUGUCUUUUAGCUCUUCCCACCCCGCAGUCUCAGUAGGCUGGAUUAGCCCUCGGCAGGUAGGAGAGACUGGAGCUACUGGGUGAUCCUGACAAGUGAAUGUCACAGAAUGAGGGGAGGCAAAUUUGCUCCUUUCCACCCACAGCAGGUGGAAAAAAACACAGUAUAUUGUUGUGUUUUUCUUCCGCACGCGCUUCUCAAAGCACUGGGGAAGUAUUUAUUUUAAACUUCACAGUCUCUGUGAAGGGCACAAUUACAGUCACUAGCCCUGUGACAGAGAGAAACACUAAGAACCUGCUCAAGCUACGAGCAACUUACUACUGUGUAGUACAAGAAAGAAUGAAAUUAGCAUCUUUCGAAUGAAAUAUCCAGCAGCCUCCAGAAGGUGCUGAAAUCCUUUGACAUCUCCAAGACUCUUUCACACUUUUCAAACAAGCUUGUCACAGUUUCUCAGAGCAUCAUGGAUCUGGUGAAACUGCAUAUUCUGCGACUUUAGUUUCACUCAAGCUUCAGCCAGGUCUUGCUUCAACUUGGCUGUCUCUGGUGUUCUGGUCAACUAGGAAAUUGCAUUAUCUCAUUCUAAUUAAAUCAGCUUUUCAUCUUCAGCUGGAGUUUUCGUUGGGUUUUGGUCUUGCCUGUCUCCAUCAGGCUGCUGUGAGUGAUUAAGGCAUUAGCACACCCCACCCCAGAGUGGCUGCAUUAAGCCAUGGGCAGAAGGGUUCCUGUGCCCGAGCGCGUGGUGCUCCCUGAUGGGAUUGCUGGAGAUGCGAGGUCAAGCUGUGGUAAGUAAAAAUUAGGAGUGUCUGGUGAUGCUGUGAGUUGUGUUUCCUUCUGCUGCCCAUUUGAUGCACCCGUCCAUGUCUCACUGUAGCACAGCCAUGCUCCGUUCCUGUGGGGGUUCCCCCCACCAUCAUGGCCUGCACAGUGUCUCCACGUCCUUCCAGCAUGUUUUCUGGGUUUAUUAAAGGACAGGGUCUCCCUGCACUGUCUGAGUAGUGGCAAUAAAAGCCGCCCACCAGAGGCCAUUCUGGCACUGCUGACACACCACUGCGUGUGCAGUAAAUACUGCAGGGUAUUAUAUUUUAUUUUGACCAAGCUUUUCUUUUUGUCCCUAGAAGAAUAUCCCACCCAGGAACACUGGUUUUGCUCGAAGCACUUUGGUUGCAAGUGUUGCUUCUUGGCCAGUUGCUGCCAGUGGCUGAGAUUCACCAAUGCUGCCAGUGAACUGCAGAGAAAGGGGUUGGAGCUGUCACUCUUGCCCCACCCACAUUCCAGCGUGGUUUGCAUGGCCCUGCUGGCCACUGACACUGUGUGUGGCCACAGCUGUGCAGGGCAUUGUGGCCAGCAGCCCCCAGCCCCUGGGCCAGGGAGGGUGGGCAGGAUGGCGAGGAGCACAGCCAGGGCAUGGGUGAAGGGAGCAUGCUGGAUUUGUCCGUCUGGGCACUCUCCCAGGUGCUUGAUGACCCCCGUGGAUCAUGUGUCAGGCCUGGAAUAGCCCCACCAGAGCAGGGAGCCUGUCUACAGGUUUAGCAGGGAUAUUUAUAAACCCCUGGGUUUGUGGCUGUUUUGCGAGCAGCGCAGCAGGAUGGGGCUUGUUGUGGCCCCAGCAGGGUCAGGGACGUUUCCUUCCCAAGCUCAUUUUCUUUGGCUGGGACAGGCAGUGACAGCCCACCUGGCUGCAGGAGAGACCAAACAGCUUUCCUUUCCCACUCUACUUUUGACAGGGGUUUGCUGGCACUGGGGCCAUCACGCACUGCCCUUCCUUCCCUGUGCCCUUCCCACCAGGGACUCGUGCUGGGCCGUGAGGUUGGAGUCUCACAGGGCGGCUCGGGCAGAGAAGCUCCCUCAUAUCAGUGUCAGCAGAAGAGACAGGCACCAGAUUAAAUUCACUCUCAAAGCUUUCAAGGUAUUUUUUAACCCAUGACAGCUCCCAAGGAACAUGCUUGGUUGUAGCUCAGCAUCCCCAGCACCAGACUGGGCAGGAGUCUCCCUAUUUCUGCAGCCUCCUGGCUGCCAGCACCUUUAACCCUCUGCCCACUGAUGUUUGCAAAGAGCCCCACGCUGCAGCAGCCCUGCAAGGAGCAGGAGAAUCUGGGAGGCCAUCCAGGGAGGUGAUGGCUACAGGCAAGUGAAAGCAGUGAUGAUGACAUUUAUCUCCUCGGCUGGUGUCAGGUAGACUGAGAUUUUCCACAUGCCUGGGAGCUGGGCAGUGGGAUGAGGGCAGGCAGAUAGGGACAGGGUGCUGACUGCCCCGAUAGUGUGAGAAUGCGGCUGCACAGCCGGUGAUCGGACGGGAGCUGGGGGGUGUUGGUGUUGUGGCACCUUCUGUGCAAGCUCCAGGGCUGCCACAGCCCCAUGUGGUACCUGAGCUGAGCAGGGUUGUGUUUUAUGGGCUGGGUGUGGGUGCCUGAGGAGGGGAUGAGUUCUUCCUCCAGCUGGGAUCAUAGAAUCACAGAAGGGUUUGGGCUAAGCUCUCCAUAGCAGAGGGGCUCCAACCCUCAGAGCAUUUCCAUGGCCUUUCAUGGACUCAUUCCAACAGGUCUAUGUCUUUCCUAUGCUGGAGACCCCAGAGCUGGACACAGUGCUCCAGGUAAGGUCUCACCAGGGCAGAGUAGAGGGGCAGCAUCACCUCCCUUGACUAGGGGUAGGUUGCUGGAGGGUAUGAUUGAGAAAUAAAUUGAUGUAUGUUAUUUUCCUUUGAGGGAGGAAAAUAUGAACAAAACCCAGAAGUGAGGGCUCCUCAGGACCUCAAGCACUUUCUUGUCCAAACAUUGCUGUUGCCUCUGGCCAGUCGGUUAGUCAGAUGGGCACAGCCUGGGUGCACAAUUCACUGAGAGGAUUUUGAGAACUGUGGGUAAAAAGUGUGAAGAAAAUGCAAAAUUUUUUUUAUUAUUUUCAGAUGCCAAGAACCACCUUUCCUUUAACAGUUAAGCUCUCAAGUGCAUUUUGGACUAGACUUUGAGAUGCCUGAGUGUCCAGUUCCCAGGAUUACCUGUACAAACACUGACCUCUGUAACUGGACUUUUGUGUAGUCAAAUGUAGCAGGCACCACGAGACUGGCUGUUCUACUCCUCAAUGUAAUAUUCAUAUUCUCCAAUUGUCUAUCCACAGGGGACUUCCAGCCUAUUUGCAUAGGAAUAAUCCCGUUCAAGGAGCAUGUGAGUGGUGUGGAGCUGCGACAGCCCAUUGCCCAGGGAAGGUAACUGGGUUGAUGCCAGGGUGGUCCUGGCUCAAGUGGUUGCUGCCAUGGGCUGUCAUCCUUUGGAUGGCUUCUCCCAGCUUAGAUCCGUGCAACUGCAGUUCAGGGGCUGUAGAAAGAUCAUUCAGAUCUGUAAAUUGGAGCUGCAAGCACCGAUGGGAUGUUCCCAGGGGCUGAUCAGUGCUGGGACCGGCAGGUGGGAGAUCACAGAAUCACAGAACAUUCUGAGUUGGAAGGCACCCACGAGGACCAUCCCUUGAUGUCUCAGAGGGGUUCUCCCCAGCUGAGGUGGGGAGCAGGGAGUCAGGAGGCUGACAGCAGCCAUGCAGUGUGAUGGAGCACAAUGUGCCGUGGCAGGAGGGACAGCAGGUAUUCCCUGUCCUCUGCUGGAGGACUCCCCAGGGCCUGGCAUGAGCUUUCCUCCUCCCUGUCCCGCGCUGCCCGUGCUGCUGGGGCUGGUACCUGUGCUGCUGAUCACACCUGCAGCUGAGGGACACGGGCACUGCCUGUCACCUGCUCUGGGCACAGGCUGCGCGGUGCUGGGUGACACGGCAGGGACACGUGCGGUAACGAGGCCACGCGCAGCGCCGGGGGCAGGAGGAUGGGAAUUCAUUAGCGGCGCUGUGUCUCCUGUAAUCAGGAGGCAGGUGAUGCUUCUCCUUCGUCCGGGAACAGGGUUGCGUUAAAGAGAGACUGCAAUGCCAUCAUCCCAGCCACGGUCCAGGGCAAGGGACAGGAACAAUGUCCUCAACAGGGCUGAGUUCCUCUCCCUGAAUCAGCCCUUGAAGGGGAACCAGGAGAGCAGGAGCUCGGGAAGAAAGCAGAGCGGCCAGGCCGGGGCAGCCGGUGCCCAGAACACCAACCCCAAGGAGCGGAGGCAGUCGCAGCAGCUUCCCGAGGAGGAUUGCAUGCAGCUCAACCCCUCCUUCAAGGGAAUCGCCUUCAACUCGCUGCUGGCCAUCGAUAUCUGCAUGUCCAAGAGGCUGGGAGUGUGUGCCAACAGAGCCUCCUCCUGGGGUGGUGCCCGCUCCAUGAUCAACCUUCUGGGGAUAACGGGGCACGGGAUCCCCUGGAUUGCGGGUACACUCAUCUGCCUGGUGAAGAGCAGCACGCUGGCGGGCCAGGAGGUCCUCAUGAACCUGCUGCUAGCCCUGCUGCUGGACAUCAUGAUUGUGGCUGGUUUGCAGAAGCUGGCCAAGCGGAAGGGCCCGUACGACAUCAACCCUGGCUUGUUGGACUACCUGACCAUGGACACCUACGCCUUCCCAGCCGGGCACGCCAGCAGAGUGGCCAUGCUCUCCAAGUUCUUCCUCAACCACCUGGUCUUGGCCAUCCCCCUCCGCAUCCUGCUGGUCCUCUGGGCCCUCUGUGUGGGGUUUUCCCGUGUCAUGAUCGGACGGCACCACAUCACAGAUGUCCUCUCCGGCUUUGUUUUUGGCUACUUGCAGUUCAGGCUGGUGGAGUUGAUAUGGAUGUCUUCCAACACGUGUCAGAUGUUGAUAUCCAUCUGGUGAACAUGGGGGACUUGAUGCCUUUCCACUGGAAACUAGCAGAUACUUUGACAGUCUCCCUCCCAGUAUUUUCUACAUGUUGUUUGUUGGAAGUAGUUGUAACUUCCAUGAGUAGUGAUGUUUUUUAAUGUUGCUUCCCCACCUUAAAAAAAAAAAAGUUUCUUGCAAUGGAUUGGGUUUUAGCAAUCGAGGGCCAUACCUGUGUUUUGGCCAUUUUCUCAAGCUGUGUUUGGACAGCAAGCUAAUUAAGCUUUGCGGGUGAGAGAAAUGAGCUCCAUGUCUGCCUACUUUAGGUGGUUCACACUGGCACCUUGGUAUGUCCUCAGGAUGGGCAGUGCCUGAGAGCUUCCUGAGAACACAUUCAUUAACUUUUUUUGAGGCUAAAUGAUUUUGGCCACUGUGCUUUUUUCUUUUUGUGAGCCCAGCAGUUGUGUCUUCUACAGAGUCAGGACAGGCAAUGCUGGCCCUUUACAAAUAAUAAAUAAUCAUAAAAAUCC
Pipra filicauda (Wire-tailed manakin) is the source of this 6518-nucleotide messenger RNA. It is a transcript of the gene PLPP7, whose product is annotated as phospholipid phosphatase 7 (inactive). Gene Ontology annotation, molecular function: sphingosine-1-phosphate phosphatase activity. Gene Ontology annotation, cellular component: nuclear envelope. Lineage: Eukaryota; Metazoa; Chordata; Aves; Passeriformes; Pipridae. The transcript has 5 exons. The coding region runs from base 5209 to 6024 and encodes 271 amino acids. The record is from RefSeq and is a predicted model, not a curated record.